This is a messenger RNA of Oncorhynchus tshawytscha (Chinook salmon), 4325 nucleotides long. Its product is annotated as leucine zipper putative tumor suppressor 2 homolog. The transcript is spliced from 6 exons. Gene Ontology annotation, biological process: negative regulation of canonical Wnt signaling pathway. Bases 756 to 2774 code for a protein of 672 amino acids. NCBI's taxonomy places the organism in Eukaryota, Metazoa, Chordata, Actinopteri, Salmoniformes, Salmonidae. The record is from RefSeq and is a predicted model, not a curated record.
UCUUACAUUGAAGGUCACUAUUGGUGGUUGUGAGGAGCUGUUAUUGUCAGGAAAUCAUCUUUUCCACUUCCAUUUGCACAUACAGCAUCACAAAAACAGCGGUCAUAGACAAGGCAAGAGACCCAUUUUUCAACUCAUUGGUCAUCCCAUUAGUUGAGCCAGUGGUGGUGUAGCUAUUGGGGGCUGGGCUCAGUAAGACAGACUCAACGGGCAUUUUUCUACAAGCGUUCAGCACAAAUUCAGCAGUCGGAACAGUGUGCUCGAGCGCUCACAUCAACAACACGCGACAUCGCGUUCGUUACAAAGAGGAAGAGACGGAGAUGUUACGCACGAAAACUUUUCCAGCUACAAACGAUACAUUAAAAUAACAGUUCAAGAGGACAGAACACCCACGCCAAACAGUUAUUUUAUAAAGAGUUUACCAAACGGUCAACCUCAUCCUGAAUUUAUGCAGCGAGGCUUUUCAUGUCCAUGAGCAGAGAGGGAGUAGAGCCCCAGCAGCGGCAGUGAGUCCAUGGGAUGCACGGCCGACCUGUUCCACCUACUUCUCUCAGGCCUCCAGAAGCUGAAUACAAGGUGCCAUUGAGAGAUCGUGUGGGUGUCCCACUGAGCAGCAGCCAUCAUGGCCCUGGUUCAGGCUCUGUCCAUCCCUGCUGAGUGCCACCACACCCCCGGCCUCAGCGGAAACCCCGCCCCCGCCCCUCUGCCCACCACACACCCCCAACCUCCCCUCCACCUCCAACUCCCAGGAGGCUAUGGGCUCCGUCAGCAGCCUUAUCGCCCAGCGCCCCGGCCCGGCCCACCUGGUGCGUCACUACCGGCCCGUUGAUGUUGUCCCCGAGCCGGGCACCACCAGGCUCCACAGAACCACGUUGGGCGCCACUUCCUGCCUGGCCUCCUUUGACACAUCUCAGGAUCCGCUGCUCAGUAGCCUCACUCCGCCUGGCAACAGGAAGCCUUUGAUGGUGAUUGGCUCCAGUAAGGACAGUGGGACCAAUGGGAAUUACUCGUAUCUGAACCAGGACUAUGUGGGAGACUGGAAUGACAAUACUGUGGUUCAUGGAAGCCAUGGGACCGGGAUUGACAGAGGGGAGGCCAAGGAUCGGCAGCUUGGGAGCCUCAUCGGGAACAUGGAAGAACCCCCUCCCAAACUGGUCCCCGUGUCAGGGAAGCUGGAGAAGAACAUGGAGAAAACAGUGAUCCGGCCCACUGCCUUCAAACCCGUCGUCCCCAAGAGUCACAACUCCAUGCAGUUCCUUUCCCCUCGCCACGACAGGGCCAGUCUAUCAGACUGCCAGAACAACCUCAACCUGUUGUCACCUGGUAGCCAGAUGGACACCUUGCCACCCUGCUCGGAGAAUCGCAACUCUUACAGUGGCGGGCGCCACACGGGCGGGGGCAGCCAGACCUGCUCCAUGUCUGACUCGGGACGGAAUUCCCUGACGAGCCUGCCUCCCUAUGGCAGCAUCCCCUGCAGCCUGGUGCCCGCAGACUACCCGCCUGGCAGUGCCCACCUGGAGACCACGAAGACCGCACACGGGCACUCUAACUCGGACAGUGGGUGCUCCUCGUCCAGUAAGAGCACAGGGUCGGUGAGCGGACGUGGCCAGCCCCUGUCGGACAGCGGGUCGAGCGAGCGCUCGCCAGCCCCUGUAGAGGGGGGGUACGAGGGGGUAGUGAGGGACCUGGAGGAUAAGCUGAGGGAGAGAAACGUGGAGCUGCAGCAGCUCCGAGACAACCUGGACGAGAACGAAGUGGCUAUAUGCCAGGUUUAUGAGGAGAAGCAGAAGCGCUGUGAGCUGGAGCUGGAGGAGUUGCGUCAGAGCUGCGCCACGCGGAUGCAGACCCAGUCCCAGAAGGCCCAGCGUGCCCAGCAGGUGCUCCAGCUGCAGGUCUUCCAGCUGCAACAGGAGAAGAAGCUGCUCCAGGAGGACUUCGGCCAGCUGCUGCAGGAGAGGGAGAAGCUGGAGGAGCGCUGUACCUCCUACGAGAAGAUUCAGUUAGGGUCCAGGCUGGAGGAGACCAAGUGGGAGGUGUGUCAGAAGUCUGGGGAGAUCUCCCUGCUGAAGCAGCAGAUGAAAGAUGCCCAGGGGGAGCUGGCUCAGCGCAUGGGGGAGAUCGUCUCUCUGCGUGGACAGCUUCGGGACUCCCUUGGCGAGCUCACCACCAGCCAGGGCCUGCUGCAAGAGGCCAACACUGCCGGCCACAUGCGCACCAUGGAACUGGAGGUGUGCCAGAACGAGCUGCAGCGCCGCAAGAGUGAGGCCCAGCUCCUCCGCCAGAAGGUGGGCCGACUGGAGGAGGAGACGGCCCGCCUCCGUGCUUCCGCCACCAAUCAGACAAGCCUCCAGAGCCCCGCCCACAAUGGUGGUGGAGGCAGGCAGUGCCAGGCCUUCCCAGAGGGGGAGGAGCCACACUUGUUGACCUAUGAGAGCGACGAGGCCAGGGCCUAUGAGAGCGAGGCCCUCCAGAGCCUCCGGCUGCAGAUGGACGGUCUGAGGGCGGAGUUAGUCACAGAACGCCAGAGGGGGGAGGAACAGGCGUGUAGCUUUGAGGAGGAGCACAGGGUCUGGCAGGAGGAAAAGGACAAGGUGAUCCAGUAUCAGAAGCAGCUGCAGCAGAACUACGUGGGGAUGUACCGGAGGAACCGGGCGCUGGAGCGCAUGCUGCGCAAGCUCAGUCUAGAACUGGAGACCCGGGACGAGCUGGAGGAGCAGGAUGAAGGCAGUGGCAACGAGAUCAACUUUGACGAGAUCACCGCUACUGAGAUCUGACACCACCACUUUUUCUCUCUGUCUCCUCCUCCAUCUCUCUAUCAGCCAUAUACAACUGAUCCCCUAGGAGCGUCUAUAGGAAUCCAGAUAGCCUCUAUAAUGACUUAGUAGGUCAGGAUCCUUCCUUAUGGUUCCUUCAGGGUCUCUACAGUAUGUAGUAGUCUGUCUAGUUGGUCUACUCUCCGUAUGUUCCUGCUUUUCCACGCCGUCUCACUGUCUCAUUAGUAUGGUUGACUCCCGCUGGCUAAUGUCGAUACAUACACGAAAGAAUGCACACACACACUUCUGUCACUCACAGACAUGGUGAGUUGAUGUGGUUGAAUGAGAGUUCACUAACCGGGAGAGUGAUUUUGAAGUCUGAGUCUCGUACAGCGUGGAGGGAAUACAUCCAUUUUUUUAAAAAUAGAUAUUCCUAGAAUUACUCGCUGAACAUCAUGUAAACACAUAGGGGGGCUCGGCUCUCUUCCUAGGAAUUUGUACUUCCUCGUCAUUCACUGUGGGUGGUCUUGUGUUCUUGGUAGGCAGAGCUUCAUAACACUAGUGUUCUUCAGCAUGUUCUCAGAUACUACAGGUUCAAUGCAGAUACUUCAGGUUCAAUGGCAAAAAAAGGGAAAUGCUUCAAUGUUACCAAAAGCCUCCUCAUUCCAUGUGACACAUUUAAGUAUCUAAAUAUGGACCUUGGUGGUCUUGAAUUUCUGUAUCUAUACAGUAUCUCUAGCUAGAAAACGAGACACCGUGGAAAUUCAAGGUAAAAUUCGCUAAAGCACACUCGGAUAUGCUUUCUAUUAUUGUGAAGAGAAUUGACUUUACCUUUGAUCUCCCUUCACCGAAGUACAAAAGCAUGGAUGGAUGAAUCUCUAUGGAUCUUUGUGUUUCUCUGGCAAUAUUUGUACGCUGCACUGGCUGUUUGUGAAGGUGCUUUUUGUACAGGCUGUGAGAGAAGACAUGCACUAAGUGAGCGACGUUUCGGGCUCUAUUCAAUCCACAUUGCGGAAGUUCCGCGUUAGAGGAAUUUAAAUUUAAGGGCAAUGUUCCCAUGUUAGCAGAGACGGCAUUCACAGUAACCACUGUAUAUGUCGGAUCAACCUCUACCGCUUCAGUGACACAGAUUUAAUAGAGGCCGUCGUCUUUUAAAAAGUUACAUUAGACUGACCAUGAUAGGACUUAUCUUUUCAUCAACUUCUGUAUAAAAAACCCACACCCAUUCACAAGAGGAUGACACUUAAAUGUCCCUUAUCGCUGUUAACCCUUCAUUGUAGAUAUCCUUAAUACUGACAUCGUAUAUGGUGAAAUAUAAUAGAUUUCUUAGAGAUAUAAUCUAUUUCAAAAUAAACAUAGCCACUGUGAAUAGACCAAAGCAAUGUCACAUGUCCUGUUGGUUCCUUAUAGUACCAUGUCUGCAUAUUGGUGUAUGUGUGAAUGCUACUCAUGGUUCUACAGUACAAUUUUUUACAUUAAAUGUAUAUUUUCAUGCUGUAAAUGUCUUGUACCAACUGACCAACUGUUUUUAAUAAAACGAACAAUAAAACAAAUAGCUGCUUUUCAAAUGGA